UAUAUAAAUACGUAUAUAUAUUAUAAAAACAAGAUUCUGCAUAUUAUUUAUUGAUCUUUGAAUCAGUUUCAACUAAAAACCCCGUGUUCUCUGGACCUCUGCAAGCUAAUCAUACAUAUGAAGAACACUUAUGUCAAUUUGCCUAGAAAGAGGCCAACAUCAGUACUUUGUAUCAUUCUUUUUGGCGCUAUAUUAGUUUCGUCGACUUUCUUUAUAGCAGGCGCAAUCAUCGGUGUAAAUCAUAAACAGUUACAACAGCUACGGGCAAUCGUGGUUCAAAAGUUUCCAGAACUACAAAAGCCUGAGGUUACACCAACAAACGUAUGCCAGAAUCAAUGCAGUCCUGAUGGAAGUGAAGCUUUACCUAAAGGUAUUGUAGCGAAAACAUCUGAUCUAGAGAUGCGGCCAUUAUGGGGACCACGUAAGAAACGGAAGAAUCCGAAAGCACCAAUGAGCUUGUUGGCUAUGGCAGUUGGAAAGAAGCAAAAAGCAAAUGUGAAUGAAAUGAUUAAGAAGUUCCCAUCGGAUGAUUUUGUGAUCAUGCUCUUCCAUUAUGACGGGAUUGUCGAUGAUUGGAAGGAUCUAGAAUGGAGUAGUCGCGCCAUACAUCUUUCGGCUAUUAGUCAAACAAAGUGGUGGUUCGCUAAGAGGUUCUUGCACCCAGAUGUUGUUUCCGAGUAUGCUUACAUUUUCCUUUGGGAUGAAGAUCUUGGUGUCCAAAAUUUUGAUGCCGGAAGAUAUGUAUCGAUAAUUAGAAACGAAGGGCUUCAUAUCUCACAGCCUGCACUCGAUCCUGAGAAAUCAGAGGUGCAUCAUGAAAUGACAACACGAGAAAAAGGGUCAACAGUACACAGAAGGAUUGAAAGAAUGAGUCGUUCGAAAAAGAACUGCUAUAGAAACAGUACAGAUCCUCCAUGUACAGGGUGGGUCGAAAUGAUGGCUCCCGUGUUCUCAAAAGAAGCAUGGCGGUGUGUAUGGUAUAUGAUUCAGAAUGACUUGAUUCACGCGUGGGGGUUAGACAUGCAACUGGGCUAUUGUGCACAAGGUAAUAGAACACAAUAUAUUGGGAUUGUUGACUCGGAGUAUGUUGUUCACUAUGGUCUUCCUACACUCGGCGGUUCAGAAAACAAGACAAAUAGUGAAUCACCCAAACAGCCUACACAAGAUACGGUCUCAUUGGAAUCCAAUCACAUUGAUAUAAGAACUGAGGUUAGAAAGCAGUCAUUUAACGAACUAGAAACAUUCAAGAGAAGAUGGCGAAAAGCAGUUGAAGAAGAUGACUGUUGGGUUGAUCCAUACAACCAUCAGUAACACAAACUUAUUAUCACACAAAAUCCCUUUGUUUCCAUUAUUUUUAAAGAUACAAUAAUUUAACAAAUAUACAUCUUUUCAAAUUCAUAUGUAUUUUACAGAUAACAAGAAAUAAUCACAUAUAUACCAUUUCUUUUUAAUCAUCCUCACAUGAAAAAAGGUAACUUGGAUAAAGAAUGAGACCAAGAUAUCAAAUUCGGACCUUUCUGCUAAUGAGUCCAGCGAGAAUGCUUCCAAGUUCUUCACCAGAGUCCUCUUGUACAUGAUGCCCUGCCUGCAAACCAAAUUUUGCCACAAAAUUGUUUAGUUACAAAAAAAUUUCUAGUGUUUGUAUGGAGGUGACACUUUGACUCAUCACUUAUGAAUGGCUCAUUUGGGUUAUUUUUUA
This is a messenger RNA of Helianthus annuus (common sunflower), 1699 nucleotides long. RefSeq lists its product as uncharacterized. The coding region runs from base 118 to 1311 and encodes 397 amino acids. The transcript is spliced from 13 exons. Lineage: Eukaryota; Viridiplantae; Streptophyta; Magnoliopsida; Asterales; Asteraceae. The record is from RefSeq and is a predicted model, not a curated record.